This is a messenger RNA of Aspergillus fijiensis CBS 313.89, 880 nucleotides long. RefSeq names its product BolA family protein. Gene Ontology annotation, molecular function: 2 iron, 2 sulfur cluster binding. Gene Ontology annotation, cellular component: nucleus; cytosol. The transcript is spliced from 2 exons. Lineage: Eukaryota; Fungi; Ascomycota; Eurotiomycetes; Eurotiales; Aspergillaceae. Gene Ontology annotation, biological process: intracellular iron ion homeostasis. The coding region runs from base 303 to 575 and encodes 90 amino acids. The record is from RefSeq and is a predicted model, not a curated record.
AAAAAAAAAACAUAGGCCCAACUGCAUCGUCAUAUUCAUCCCAUCGCGCAACACAUCAUAGUCUCGACGGAGUACUUUCUUUUACCUAAGAACAACCAACAACAACCACCGUACCCCUCCUUCUCGUCUCUCCUCUCCCCUCUCCCCUCUUCCCCUCCCUCACGAAGCACUACUUGAUGUACUCCCGCACCACCUUCUUCUCGCUGAGCAGAAGCUGCCGCUAUCUUCUCCGCACUCCGGGCCUCCCUCCGAAGUCGACUUUUUCCCUCUCCGCGCGCUCCUUCUCCGCCGUCCACGCAGCCAUGGCCGAUGCGACCUCCGGUGUCACCGCCGACUUGCUGAAGAGCAAGCUCUUUGACCAGCUCCAGGCGCAACACGUGGAGAUUGAAGAUCUAUCGGGUGGCUGUGGCCAGGCUUUCCAGGCGGUCAUUGUCUCCCCCCAGUUCGAUAAGAAGACCAUGCUCGCCCGUCACCGCUUGGUAAACUCGGUCCUCAAGGCCGAGAUCGCUGCUAUUCAUGCUUGGACGCCCAAGUGCUACACCCCCGAGCAGUGGCAGGCUCUGCACCAGGGCUGAGGCUGCUUCUCCCUGUUUAAGACAUUGUGUUGCAGCCGAGAGACUACGGCAAUCAUCGGCGAUGGAAGGUUUAAAUUUUGGGUCUCCAUCAACACGUACAAGGGUAGAAUCUUGUACAAGGCUAUCAUAAUCUGCGGGCGUUGGAGAGAAGGGAAUGUUCCAUGUGCGAGAGGCUUUGCACACUGCCGGCCAUGCCUAAAGUUCUGCUAUGGUUGCGAGAAAGGAUCUUGAUCAUGAAUAAAUACUAUACGGUUUUUUCGCAUGUAUAACAGAUUUCUAUAGUUACAGAAUAGAUUGCCCGCGUC